Aspergillus luchuensis is the source of this 234-nucleotide messenger RNA. RefSeq lists its product as uncharacterized. NCBI's taxonomy places the organism in Eukaryota, Fungi, Ascomycota, Eurotiomycetes, Eurotiales, Aspergillaceae. The record is from RefSeq and is a predicted model, not a curated record. The coding region runs from base 1 to 234 and encodes 77 amino acids. The transcript is spliced from 2 exons.
AUGUCUUUUUCUUUCUGGUCCACGAAUGGCUCACGACUUUCUGGAAUAGGUGGAAUAGCGGAAGAGGGGUUCGAUGUGGGUUAUCCACAGCAAGGCAAGGUCCUCCGAAUGAAAGCGAAUGAUAGGGCAGAGGUAAAACAAUACAUGGAAGAGAUCCCGUCCUUGGCUGAAGGUGCAGCAGAGGUGGACAUACUCCGAGCGAAAUCGCACAUGGUCUGGGAGGUUUUCUUCUAG